Lathyrus oleraceus (garden pea) is the source of this 705-nucleotide messenger RNA. RefSeq lists its product as uncharacterized. The transcript has 7 exons. The record is from RefSeq and is a predicted model, not a curated record. Bases 1 to 705 code for a protein of 234 amino acids. NCBI's taxonomy places the organism in Eukaryota, Viridiplantae, Streptophyta, Magnoliopsida, Fabales, Fabaceae.
AUGAUUGUCAUUGACAAAUAUUUUCAGUUUAAAAUAUUUAUGAUGUGGUCACCAAACUCUUCCAACUCUCAGCUUACUCCUUACCAUAAAUUCAUGUCAAAAGCUGUGGUUUUUCCUAUCAGUGAAGUCAAGUUGCUGACUGAUUCCCUUGCUUUCAUGCAUAUCACUUUAUGUGUUACGGUUGCAAAAAUUGAUAAGCUCAUUGAAUCAGAAUACAUAUGGUACAAACUUCAAGUUGAUGUUCUUCUUUGCGGAAGUCGUUGUGGGAUUAAUGACCCAUUUGAGUACCCCUUAGCACUUGACAAGUUGUUGGGUAAGGAGUUUUCUUUUAAGGUGAAGUGGCAAGUGCAAUGGGACAAUUGUUUUGUUGUCUCGAUACUUCAAGAAACUUAUGUGAUCGAGCAACUAAAGGCUCCCUGGGAAAGGGAUAACUAUAUGUUACAUCUCAAUACACUUUAUCAUAAUGACAUUUGUUCUAUUUUUUCUAAUAUUAAAGAGAGUGUCGGUGAAGCUAAUUCUAUUGAUGAUUGUGAAGUAAUUAAGGAACUCAAAAUUACUUCCAAACUCAACCCAGAUCUAGUCACACCGACGACAAAGAGACAAAAUCCUGAUGGGUCAAGUGAAUCAAUAACUUUAAUCAACUUGGUUGAUGGUGAACUCUCCUCAACCAAGCAUAAUAAGCUGAUCAAAAUUGAGAAAUUGUAG